Siniperca chuatsi (mandarin fish) is the source of this 9742-nucleotide messenger RNA. It is a transcript of the gene gabrb4, whose product is annotated as gamma-aminobutyric acid type A receptor subunit beta4. The transcript is spliced from 10 exons. Gene Ontology annotation, molecular function: GABA-A receptor activity; extracellular ligand-gated monoatomic ion channel activity; neurotransmitter receptor activity. Lineage: Eukaryota; Metazoa; Chordata; Actinopteri; Centrarchiformes; Sinipercidae. Gene Ontology annotation, biological process: signal transduction; nervous system process; regulation of membrane potential. The record is from RefSeq and is a predicted model, not a curated record. Gene Ontology annotation, cellular component: neuron projection; GABA-A receptor complex; membrane. The coding region runs from base 1213 to 2751 and encodes 512 amino acids.
GUGUUCAUGUGUGCCUGUAUGUAUGAUUGUGUGUGGGUGCGAACGUGCGUUUUUCCCUCUGUGUGUUUGUGUGUUUAUGUGUGUUUCAAAAAUGUGGCAAAGUGGAAGAAAUGCAUGAAAACGCACCGGCACACACUCACAGCAUCCUAAUGGGUUUCAGACAGAAAAGACAGACAAUUCAGCGCAUGGACAGGCUGCCACUAAGGAAUUCACCUAAGGUGCCCCCCUCCCUCCCCCCAAUAGGACAUUAUUUUAAUUUCAAUUAAGAACUAUAAAAAAAUCGAAAGCAAAAAGAAGACAAGAUUUCCUGUCAUGUCUCUUCGGACUGCUGAAUCGCUGUCAUUUGUUGAGUGUUUCGAGGAGAAGACGAGCGGACCACAUUAACGGGUCCAAACGCCAUUUAACGUUGGACAGCGGAGGCAAGUGGACUUUUCAAAUAGGUUUGCAUCUUUGAUAUGAAACCCGACGUUGUGAUACGUGCAUUGGCGUAUUAGGGCCAUCCAUAUUUCUUGGCAUCUAAUUUUUUCACCAGAGGAGUGAUAUAGCCUGCUCUGACGUCUGCAUCAGAUAUUACCCAGUGCUUUUUCAAUGUGCAUUUCCCCCUCAGUGACUUUGCGCUGAUCUACAUCAUCAUCAGCAGCAGCAACGGAAAAAAAGGGAAUGAAGAUUUCAUUUUUCUUUUUUUUAAACCCACCGCUCCCCUCCUGCCGACCAGCGUUUCCAGCUCAAACAAAUAUCUUUUAACAACAUCACGUUGUGGAAUAGUCUGGCGUCGGAGCAUCGCUGGAACCAUGCCUCUUCUGCAGAUUUGGACUGGGAAAUUUCAUCCACCAAUUUGAUCAACAAGAGGCUACUGCUCAGUCAUUCAUGCCAGUGUUUGUUUUUUUAAGGGGAAGAAUACUUGUCAUCACUUUUAAAAGUAUUGUGUAUGCUGUAUUUUGAGCAAGAUGUCUGAUCUUCUGGUGUUGGUCGAGGGGCUCUGUGACCUGCACGGAUUUCCAUAGCCGGGGAAAACAGCGGGGGCCAAUUACGAGAUUUUUUAAAUCGAGAAGCCUAUUUUAAUGAAGACAUCGCAUGCGUAGAUGUAGGCUAGUUUAUUCGACAUUUUUAAAAGGCAAUUAUUUUUUUAAUUGCCAGUUUUUACUGUGUGCAUUUUCUGGAGGGCCACUGGACUGGUUGGAUUAUAGAAACUAUAUAUAAGGAUUUGUGGAGAUGUUGGGUCGUCAAGAAGAUAAAUUAUGUGGAAUUUUCUGUGCUCUGGCGGCUUUGUCCUUCUUAUGCUUUGUUCAAAGCUCCUCCACUGGAAGCACCGGAAUGUCUGUGGCCAAGACCACCGUGGACAAGUUGCUGAAGGGAUAUGACAUCCGUUUAAGGCCUGAUUUUGGAGGUCCUCCAGUCAUCGUAGGUAUGAGCAUCAACAUAGCUAGCAUCGACUCCAUCUCAGAAGUAAACAUGGACUAUACCAUCACAAUGUAUUUCCAGCAGAGCUGGCGAGAUAAGCGUUUGGCCUAUGGUGAGCUGAACCUAAACCUGACUCUGGACAACCGUGUAGCAGACCAGCUUUGGCUCCCUGACACCUACUUCCUUAAUGACAAGAAGUCCUUUCUUCAUGGUGUGACAGUAAAAAACCGUAUGAUCCGACUGCACCCUGAUGGCACUGUCUUAUACGGGCUGAGAAUAACCACCACUGCUGCUUGCAUGAUGGACUUGAGGAGGUACCCUCUUGAUGAACAGAACUGCACCCUGGAAAUUGAAAGCUAUGGAUAUACUACAGAUGACAUCGUAUUCUUCUGGCAAGGAGGAGACAACGCUGUGACAGGCGUUGACAAGUUAGAGUUACCUCAGUUCUCCAUUGUAGACAUCCGCUUGGUGUCCAGGGAGGUCAGGUUUACUACAGGUUCAUAUCCAAGGCUUUCGCUAAGUUUCAGGAUUAAGAGGAACAUUGGAUAUUUCAUCCUGCAGACAUAUAUGCCCUCCAUCUUGAUCACCAUCCUCUCCUGGGUCUCCUUCUGGAUCAAUUAUGAUGCCUCUGCAGCUCGGGUGGCCCUGGGUGUGACAACGGUGCUUACGAUGACGACAAUUAACACCCACCUUAGGGAGACUCUCCCAAAGAUUCCGUAUGUGAAAGCCAUCGACGUCUACCUCAUGGGCUGUUUUGUGUUUGUGUUCCUGGCCCUGCUGGAAUAUGCCUUUGUAAAUUACGUGUUCUUUGGCCGGGGCCCUGCGCAACAGAAGAAAAUCAAUGAGAGGCUGAACAAAGCCAACAACGAGCGCACAAGAUACGAAGAGAAACGCCUGAGGGAACAGGACUCCAUUUCCGUGCCGUUUCAAACCAACACCUUCAGGUCAUUUACACAGCGAAGAAAUCUGUAUCUCGAGGAACAAAGAAAAGUUGGGGUGGAUGCUUAUGGAAACAUCCUCCUUACCACACUGGAGAUGAACAACGAAGUGAUGCCUUCUGACGUGGGAAGCAGCGUCAGUGACUCUCGGAAUUCAGUCAUGUCCUUCGACAGCUCCGGGGUCCAAUUCAGGAAGCCCAUGGCGCCCCGAGAUGGCUUCAGCCACCACUCGCUGGAUCGGAGCGCCAUGCGGAGCAGGGCCAACUGUCGGCUACGGCGACGCUCCUCCAAGCUCAAGUUGAAAAUCCCAAACCUGUCAGAUGUUAGCACCAUUGACAAAUGGUCCCGGGUCAUUUUCCCUAUCACCUUUGGAUUUUUCAACCUAAUCUACUGGUUGUACUAUGUGAAUUGAUGUGCAUCCCACUAGGAAUCAUGGGCCAUAUUUUGAGAGCACAUUAAAUUGGCUUUGAUACAGUUCCAAAAUAUGUAUACACAUAUACAAGUUGAACAUAUGUAUAUGCAUAUUUCUAUAUAUUAUAUUUAUAUAUACACAUGUGAAAUCUGAAGGACCUUUCUGCUGUACAAAGUAUUAAUAGGAUGACUUGAAUGUUUAAGAAUAAUUGUGAGCGAAGAAUUUCAAGGCUUUGAGUUUCUUUUUCCUCCUGAAGGAAACAAACAAACAAACAAACACGAGAUCCCACCAGGGGUUUUUGGAACUAAAGACUGCAUGAUAUUUUUGCUAAAAAAAAAACAAGAAAAAAGAGAGAGUGAAAGCUCUUGAGAGAGAAAAGAUGUCUCAGAGUCCCAUUGACUUUUUAUUGAUACUUAUUGUGAUCAAAAAUCCUCUACUGCAGCUUAUGAAAUCAGUGGUGGCUCGUCUGUUCAGGCAUCAGCUGAGUGAGAUCCUUGACACCCCGCCCCCCCACCCCCGCCACCCUCACCCAACCCACUUCCCACAACCCUCCCCCCCAUUACCCAUAGAUAACAUGCACGGAAAUCUCCGGUUCUACUAUGUACAGCAACCUUGUUUGGAUUAUGUGUUGUUCCUUGGGUUUUUUGAAGUGAUAUCGUUCUCUUUAUCAGACAUCAGCUCUGGCCUAAUGGUCUCCAUUAGAGGGCUGUGUGGAUGGGAUGUUUGACCGCCACAUUUCCGCCCAGAGUCAAUGCAAACUUGUGUUCCUUCUCUUCUCAUGUUAUUUUUAGAAACAUGUCUGGGGGGUGGGGGGGUCUUUUCAUUAUGGUUAAAAACAAGUGCUGAUUAUUGUAGAUAUGAUUUUGUCUUGAAAAAUACUGUGAUUUCAGAGAGUGUCAGAACAUGUUCUAGAGCUAGGGCAUUACGAGAUAAAAGAGUCAAAGGUAUGCAUUACUCAUUUUGAUUGUGUGAAAAAAAACAUAUUCUAUACAUUUUAUCAUUCAGAUGCUCAUGAAAGUAUACUUGUAGGCUACUGUUUAUUUCCUCCUAUUGAUUGAUUCACAUGCUCUUUAGAUGCAGAUUUCAUUGACGUCAUAUCCUGCUUUGUGUUUGCUUUUGUGAUUCGUUUGAACUUAUUCCACAGUGAAGAUGUGAGGACAUGUAUAUUCAAAAGAGUCAACAUAUCAGCCCACAGUUUGACCAGUUGUCAUUCAGUAUGCAGUAUUUCUUUGUUUGUUGAGCAUUUCUUCAGUGUUGGAGUCGCAGUUUCUGAAGGCAAGAUUAUUAGAUUGGGAUAGUAAUGGGCUGCCCGGGUAGAAGACGUGGGGAGGAGGAUUCAACAUUUCACACUCAGACUCAGUCAGUGCCAUCACACAAAUGCUCUGCACCCAGAGGAUCAGAGACAUCAGCUUAAUCAGGAAUGAUACAGUGAUUUUCGGGGAGAAAAUGUGUGAUAAAUAGCCAUGAAUUGAAAUCACGACCAAAAGGCCUAUAAUCCAUAUGCGUUGUUGUACACACACACACACACACACACACACACACACACACACACGCUGCAUUCAUUCAGGUUCAUUUGCAAAAGAAAAAAAAAAGUACUGUAGGACCUUGAUUCUUUUGGGAAAUCAGACUGGAUAAUCACAUGUUUAUAGGUUGUGGAAUCCAAAGCCACUAAAUAAAAGAAAUAAAAGUUAAAGAAAUAAAGACAAAGUCAGAGCAUUAGAUGGCUGAGGCAGAUGGACAGUGGCCAUUCUAGGGCAUUGUAGGGAAGACAGGAACGAGCAAAAAAACUAAUUUAAAAAAAUCCUCCCAUGCCUGUUUAGCUUCAGCUGAAGUGCAGAUCAGCAUCUUCCUCAGUGUCAUCUUCACUUCGGGCACAAACAGGCUCUACUGGGAGCAACAGGCUCUGAAACGCACACUAGCAAAUCUACCAUUGGGUCCGGUAGCAAAAAAAAAGUGAUUGGCUCAUUAGAAUACGCAGCGCAUUGGGCUCCCUGAGAAAUAUACAAAUGGAAAAAGAGGGAAAUUAUCAUACGCACCGACACAUGGGGACAAGAGGAAGAUGGAAGGGCUGCAGAGUAAUCCAUUUAUCAUCAGAAAUAUCCACUCCCCUCUGGAGCACAGGGCAUAGUAUGCAUGUCUUCAAAAAGGAGUACUGAUCAGAAACCAAUUUGUCUUCGUAAGUCAUAGUGAAGUUUGUACAGUGAUGUGGCCCGAGCUGUGAUCAGAGUUUAGUAUUUAUUUUUAUUUAAAUUCUAUGCAUCGUCGUCAUUGUACUGUAGAGGCAAAAGAAGAAAAAAGAAAGAACAAAAGAUCACUUUUAAAUAUCCAGUAAAAGUAUCUAAGAUGGUGAGAGUAACAUACUGAGCUGAGUUUUAUGUUUCUGUCUGCAGCUGAACAAUCUGUUGUUUGUCUCUCAGUCAAAUGUGAGGUCCAAAGGAUUACAUGACCAAAACAUAGUGAUUAGACCUAAAUGUGAAGUAAAGUUGUUGUUAUUUAUGAGGAAAGUGACAAUGAGUCAACAAGAGCCACAAUGAACUGAAUUAGCAGCGAAUAUUGUGUGAAAAUGGCCUCUGGGUUAAAGUUUUACCAUCUCCAAGCUCUGAAGCAGGUUUUGUUGUGUUACAUAGAGAAUACAUAUUCAGUAUUAUACUGCAGUUGACUGCUAGGAAAUGGUGGCACAUGUGAUAUUUGCCAAAUUCAGAGUUCUUCAAAAGUUGCCAAAUGGAAGUGAGUUUGAAAGUGAUUGAAAUGCAAUGAACUUGACUAGAGUAGCAUCAGUUGUUUCAACAUGCAGUCUUUCACACCUUGGUUAAGAAUGCCCAAUACCAGUUUUAAAAGAGUACUCCACUGAUUUAGCAUUGCACUCCUAUAACUUUGUUGCACUCACAAUAGACAGUAAAAAAAAAAAUCAGAAUCAAGUUUGAUGCAGCAGAACCAGAGAUAUCGUCUUUUUUUAUUCCAUGCAUUCUUUUUCCUUGUCAAAACCUGCCGCCUUUAUUACCCACAAUGCAACUCGGUCGCCAACAGUUCGGUUGGAAAUUGGGGUGUGCUAUGCUAGUAGUGACUAAUGUAGCCUUGAGCCACUAGCCUCAAGCAGAGAUGAGGAGCAGGCUGCAGAGGUCUGGCAAGCUUUUUUCUAACUUUACACCCCCAGAUUUUUUUUCAUUUUCAAACUUGUCGUCUUCAGCUCCAACUGAUGCUGACUUAAGUGACAUCACUUGAGGACAUUUAUCAGAUUUCGCACAGCUCCCUCUGGAGCCACAAAAGGCUUUAUACAACUUUUUUCACAUAUGCAGUAGUACUCCCCAAGACCUGUAAACAGACUUUAAUGUGUAAAAUCCCUUUUAACUUAUAAUAUACAUCCCUAAGAUAUGCAUGCUGCAAUUCUAACUGAGAAAACCGUUCUCAUUUGAGACGUCAAAUGUUAGAUGUGGACAGAGGCGUCUCAGUGGUAUUCAGAGGUGGUGAUUACUGAUGUGCACAUUCACCUUCAUGUUUCAGGUAACCUUGUCUUUUAGAAUUUUUGAACAAAACAAAAUAAAGGAAGGUGGUAGUAGUUAGUGGAUGAAUGCAAGGUCAUUUAAAUAAUACACUUUACAAAGUUUUUUUUUCAGCAUCAUUUCAUCCUGGUCUGCACACUAACAGCUUGUCAAACUGUUAAAAGGCAAUAUGAUGGAUCUUCACUAAGAGUUGAGUCAUACUGUGAGGCCAGAGGAUACUAUUUGUUCCAGUGCGAGAUGAGCACAUAUUGUUUGUAAAAAUGUGGGACUUAAGGCAAUCACAAGUGUUAUUUUAACUAAAUCAAUGGAACAUGUUCAACCAGAAAGAAGGCUAAUCCAUCUGUGGUUUCAAUGAAAUGCACUCACAUUUUGUAACGCAAACUAACACAAGUAUCAAAUUCUCAUACAGGUUGGUUUACUCCCAGAAAUGAAUACAAACAUGCCUUUUGAGGUAUUAACUUGUUUUUGUUGAAACAGUUGAUGCAUAUCUUUAGUGAAACACAUACAGAGGAGAAACAUUAGCAGCCCUUGCAUGCUUGCAGUAAAGUAUCACUCAUUUCACUCAGAACAUGUAUAACUUGCUUUCUGGACAUGAAAUCAGCACAUUCAUUCCAAAAGCUGUGAGGAUCUUCUGUUCUAUGCUUUCACUUUAGGAUAUUUGCUUAUACAAGAGAGAAAAUAGAUUUCUUUUGACACAUAUGUUCAAGGAGUACAGGAGGAGAAAAAAAAAAGUGUUGAACUGAUUUCAAUGUGAAUUUUCUUGCCUCUAGUGUAUAUGUGUAAUUACAUGUGAAUUGUACUGUAAAUAUGAUAUCUUUCACUUAAUAGUUCUUAAUGCAUGAACAAAAACAUGGCAGUUCGUAAUACCAGCUAGCCUCACUGCUAAUGGCAUGGACAGCUUCUCUAGCAUUGGCAUACUUCUGCAAACGAAACCUAAAAAAUGAAACACAAGAAAUACAUGGUGUGAACAAAAUAAUGGAGAAAUCAACGCAAAGUCCUCUCACAGUGAAAGCGUUUCUGGUGGCUCUGAGCUUGUAUUGGUUAACUUGUUCCCUCAAGAACAAGGCUAAUGCUAAUGCUGUUGAAGAUUCCUGGAAAUGACAGUGUGCAUUGGUUCACUGUCAGCGAAUGGGAUGGUGCCGUCUUGAAUGAAAUUCUCUACUUGGGCUUUCCCAUUUACCAUAUCCGAAUUUAGGAUUUGCAGGAGAUUUCAGCACAGUAUAGCUGCAGCGUUUACCUCAGCCAUCAACAAAUCACUGAAUUGUCCAUGAAUCUGCUGAAACAAUUAAGGGCAUGAUUGGCUAACUGGCUUAUAGAGGCUAGAGGAGCAGGAUAGCCUUAAGAAGGCGAGUGGAAUGUUCUUUCCUGUUCCUCAAUAAGACAGUUGUGUGCCCUUGAGCAAGGUACUUAGCCAUUUGCCCAUUUGCAGCUGCUCGCUUGCAAAUAAUAGAAGUCUAUGUCUGUGUGGGCUAGCCCCCGAAAGUAAAUAUGUUUAGCUAUGAGGGUAUUGAUAGCUAUGAGGGUAUUGAUAGCUAUGAGGGUAUUGAUAGAUAUGAGGGUAUUGAUAGAUAUGUUCCCUGGAUAUAUGUAAAGAUAGAAAACAGUUCCACAAAUGCCCCUUGGUUCUGUACAAGUAAAUUAAACCCAGUAUUGUAGUGUGAUUAAACUGUUUCGAGCAGUGCCAUAAUUACCAGCUGGGAUCUAAUAUGGUUAUAAGUUAUAAAUCAUGUCAUUUUUUGUUAAAAAUGUCAUGUCAGUCUUCAUGUUGGGGUGUUUCAUCUGGGAUUACACCACUCCCAAAAAAAAAAAAAAAAAAAGAUAUGCAUGAUGGGCUGAACCUGUGAACACAAACCUGUUCUGUGAGUUAUGAAUAGCACUGAGGCUGACCUCUAAUAAAAAAAAGAGUUGACCACAAACAUGCAAGAAAAUUUCAUCCACCAAACACCAGAACAAGGCUGACAGAUUCCUCACUGUUGGAAGAACUUUUGCUGGUGCAUUCAUUAUUUUGUCUGUACCUUGUAGGUUUUGUUUUGCAUGACCUGAGUUUUGAAAGGUUUAUUUUCGUAUAUUUUUACUCCACACCAUCCGAUUCAUCUCCACAGCCAGGAAAAGAAAGAUCCAGUGUUUACAUGCUCAAAUUGCACUUGUUUUACAGCCAGCUCUAUAAAUCUUGUGAAACAAACUGUUUGUAAAACUGGAGGAAAAAUGUAAACAUAGAACGUACAUCGUGUGAUUCAUGCGAAUCAUGAAUAUGUACUUCUAUACAAUGUACUUACUGUAAAUUACACAAUUUGGAAUAGAUGCACCAAGUGCAUGCUGUAGUUUUAUCAGGUUCAGCAUAAGCAUUAACAUCGAUCGCCCUUCAACUACAACAGAUGUAAAGGAUGCUCACCAGUAGCAUCUGAACGUAAGCCAUGUGAUUGCACACUGAGUGGGUGUUCCCUGUAUUUUCUCUUUAAUAAGUUGCCUCUGGUUAUGGUCUGUUGUCGAUUACUGUAUGAUGAUACUUGUAAGAAGCUGUGCUGAUUCCCAGUUACACAUCAGUAUACCUCCCCUCUUUGAAAGAGCAUACUGGGGAGACUAUCUCAUGUUUAACCAGUAGGUGAGAAAGAUUUUCCAACACUUUAUAAAAAUUGGCAUCAAAAAGAAAGAAACCCACAAGACCAACAGCCCAUUUAUUUUUCAAUAUAAAUUAGUAAAUGAUUUGAUUCAUUUCUGUGUUCAUUUCUGAUUUGUUGUAUUUGUUGCAUUUGUUAUGGAUUGUUAUUCUUACUGUUGUUGUUGUUUUAUCAUAAGAAGGAAAUGUAAUUCAUCUGAUAUACUGGCACUGGAAGAAAAAUGCAUUUGGUUUUUGUACUGUAAUUGUUUUGUUCACAUUGGGCGCUUAUUUGAUUCAGUUGUUUAAUAAGGUGUUUGAUUUCAUUUGGAGUAUCAGUACUCAUGGAAUCAACAUUUGUGUAGUAUGAAGUUGUAUUUUUUUUGUCAGUGCAAAUUAAUGUUAUAGUGUCAAUCAGCUUUUUUAGGUGUUUGAACAAAAUGUGUUUUUUACAAAUACAAGGUGUUCAAGUAUGUGGUAUAAAAAGGGUUAUCAUUCAAACAACAGACUUUUUACAAAUAAAGGCUUAUACAGUAAAGAAAGCUAAUGUCUUUUCAUUUGCCCUUUGAGGACUAAUAUACUACAUUGUUUCACGUUUUAUUAAUUUGUUUUCAGAUAUUAGUCCCCAAAAGGUAAAUAGCACACAAUGUUGCAAAAUAAGAGGAUAAAAUCAGGUUUUUACCAUUGCUAUUCCAGGCUGAUGUCAGAGCUCUCACCUCUUAGUUGGUGUCUUGCUUUUGAUAAGGACUGUUGGAUAUGAAGACAUUCUGAAAACAAAAUUUAAGAAAAAUCAAGAGUAUCUUCUUUUAAUUUGAUUACAAAACAUUGCGCGUUUAUGAGAAUAUACCUCCUUUCAUACCCUAUUCCCUGAAUAAAGACGCAAAGUGACUCCUGC